AUGGAGCAAAGGCUGUUUGAGGCUUCUCAAAGUGGAAAUAUCCAACUUCUGCACCAGUUGCUUGCAGAGAAUCCACUCCUACUCCAUAGUCUUGCUCUAGAUUCUGCAGAGAACCCGGUACAUGUUGCUUCACUUGCUGACCAUGUUGGCUUUGUUAAGGAGAUUCUAAGGUUGAAACCGGCUUUGGCCAAAGAAAUGAACCCAGAUGGCUUUAGCCCUAUGCAUAUAGCAUCUGCCAACGGAUAUUUGGAGAUUGUAGGGGAGCUUCUGAAAGUUGAUCAAAGACUCUGCCGGCUAAAGGGAAGAGAUCAAUGGACUCCUCUUCAUCAUGCUGCCAGGAGAGGAAGGGUAGAUAUUGUUAGAGAAAUAGUCUUGGCUUGUCCAGAAAGUGUUGAAGAUGUGACAGUACAAGGGGAAACUGCUUUGCACCUUGCUGUUAAGAACAGUCAGUUCGGAGCUGUUGAAGUUUUGGUGAAAUCGGUCACAGAAAUGAGGAAGAUGAACAUCCUGGAUUUGAAGGAUAAGCAUGGCAAUACAGUUCUUCACCUAGCAACAUGGAAAAAACAACACCAGGUGGUGGAAUGGUUAAUUGGAAUUGGGGAUAGUACCCCAGGCGCAAUGGAAGUGAACAACGUAAACCAGAGUGGUCUCACUGCUCUUGAUCUUCUACUACUUUUCCCAAGUGAAGCUGGUGAUCGGGAAAUCUACGACACCCUUAGUGGUGCUGGAGCUUUGAGAGCACAAGACUUGGUCCAUUCUGCUAUACCUUCAUUUGACACUGAUAACCAAACCUUCUUGAACUGCCCCGUGGCAUCAGGGACACAUCAGUUGCAGCAUCCAAAUGAUUUCAUCCAAUACUUCAAGUUCAAAAAGGGCAGAGAUUCUCCUAGUGAUGCGCGCACCGCGCUGUUAGUUGUAGCCGUAUUGGUGACUACAGCGACAUUUCAAGUGGGACUAAGCCCUCCAACCGGUGUUUGGCAGGACACCGAGCUGAAAAAUAAUGGGACUAGCAGUGAACCAACACACAAUGCAGGAACGUCUAUAUUGGGGUCUUAUAACGCAGCUGCAUUUGUGGUUUUCGUGGCUUUCAACUCCAUUGGUUUUUCGGUUUCUCUUUACAUGAUCAACAUUCUCACAAGCAAUUUCCCUUUGCAGUUGGAGCUUCAGAUCUGUAUCAUUGCCAUGUAUUGUACAUACAACACAGCGAUGAUUAGCAUUGCACCGAAUAACACAAAAGUCUUCAUUAUUGUAUUUACUUCGGUUUUGCCUACUGCGGUAUCACUUGCUGCCAAAUCGGUUAGGCAACUUGUUAUGAGGCUUGGAGAACCUCUGGCGUGUAGGAUUGCAGAUGGCUGGAACAAGGAACUGCAGGGGCAGUAUGCUUGCUGCAGGGACAGUGGGCAAGGCAGCGAGGGCUGCUGUGAGGCUGCAGGGGCAGCGAUACAGAGCUGCAAGCGCACAGGCGGGCAGGCUGUAGCGAAGGAGCGCAGGGACGAGUAG
Messenger RNA from Rosa chinensis, 1500 nucleotides. RefSeq names its product ankyrin repeat-containing protein BDA1. The record is from RefSeq and is a predicted model, not a curated record. The transcript is spliced from 4 exons. NCBI's taxonomy places the organism in Eukaryota, Viridiplantae, Streptophyta, Magnoliopsida, Rosales, Rosaceae. Gene Ontology annotation, molecular function: protein binding. The coding region runs from base 1 to 1500 and encodes 499 amino acids.